This is a messenger RNA of Effrenium voratum, 1184 nucleotides long. NCBI's taxonomy places the organism in Eukaryota, Dinophyceae, Suessiales, Symbiodiniaceae. The record is from the annotation of a GenBank genome assembly.
GAGGACGGGCUAUCCCGGUGCCAUGAGCUGCUGGCACGGCAGGCUUGGGAGACGGAGACCCUUAGCCGCCAAGCGGCGGCAGAUCAGCAGGCGGCUCUGGGGAAGGAGUCUGCACGUCUUCGUGCUGGAGGGCCGGUGACAAACACCGACCUGGAGGAGUCCCUGAGGGCGGCAGACCGCGAGGCGAGCGAGCUGUCGCAGGAUGUGCAGCGCCGGGAGAAGGCCAUCGCCGAACUUGGGGCAGACCUGCAGAAGGUCCUCGAGUACAUGAUGAAAGUCAACAUCAAAGCCGCCGGCGGGAUGGGCGAUCACCUGACCGAGGAGGACUUCAUCCCAGAUGGUGUGCGUGCACACCUGAGCUUGGGCAGAUAUGGAGAGGAACAUCUCGACUGCCUUUGCAGGAAGUACAAGCUCCUCGCGAAUCGCGAGGCCGAGUCCGAGCUGCCGAGCCCCUCCGUGGUGGCGCAGCUGGAGGAGCUGCCAGAGGGUGAGGAGCCCUUCGAGCCGUUGGUGAUGGCAGAGUGUCAGGACAAAGCCGACCUGGACACUUCUGCCUUGUGGCUGGAGCCGGAAGGUCGAGUUCGAGAGGCCGGAGCUGCGCGGAGGGCCUCCGACCUGAUGAUGACGGAGGCACCCACGUCGAGCCUGGAGGAAGAAGGAAAGCUUCUUCAAGAAGCUUUGUCCUUUGAGCUCAACCGCUUCACUCAAGUGAUCGCUCAAGAUACCGGGUCCAUCGCACACAAGGGUCCAGCGUGGGACUUGCUGAUUGCGGUGACCCAGGGGAAUCUCGAGGUUGUGAAGUCGCUGCUGCCCGUGCAGGUGACGUCUCGAACCAAGCGACGUCCUGUCUGGCAACAGGCGAUCGAGAAGCUUGGAUGGACAGCGUUCCACCUGGCAGCGGUGAAUGGCGACUGCGCACUGAUUGAGGUCUUGAAGGAGGACAUGGUCGAGCGCUUCGGUCACCACAGCGCGAUUUCCCAGGCCACCUCGGGCACAAGGCUGCCGCCGCUGGGUGUGGCCUGCCUGGCCAGCCAUGCGGAGGCUGCGAGGUCACUUCUGCUGGGCAUGGCUGCGGUGGAUGUGUGGGACGUGCGUGGGAACGGCGCGCUGCACUGGGCGCAGAUGGGGGGCCUCGAAAAGGAGAUCACACCCCUUCUGCUGGCAGCCAGGGCAGAUCCGGAGGC